AUGAGUGACGAGGGAGAGCUUCGUACUGAGAUAGAGACGAAGCUAAAGCUACAAAGCUCGCCAUCGAACACUAAAUGGCAAGAUAUAACGCAAUUAAUGAGUGCAGCAGCAAAAGAGCUAAAAGUAGGACAAUUGAUGCAUGAAAAUGAUUUCAAGCUCUUUGAUUCCAUGUCAGCACUAGAGCUUAUGGACCCUAAGAUGGACUCUGGGAUGCUGGUCAAUGGAGCACCUCCACAGUCAAUUGCAGCUCGAUUGGAAAGUGGUUCUGUGACGUUAGAGUUUUUAUCAGCUCGUAACGUGCUCGCUACACUGGAUAAACUAUUUUGCUGCGAGAUAGGAUGGCUGAAUGGACUACCAUUAGCACAGUCGCUACUUACAAGUGUGUAUUUGCACAGAGACCCACUGAAUGCUCUGUUAGCGCAGCUUGUAACUCCGUUGGAGAGUUUAGUGGCACAUGACGCGGAUGUGCGGAAAAUUUUGAAGGAAAAUGUCGGCAACGCCGCGAAGGAUUCGCUACUGCUUGUCAUGUGUACUGUACUUUUGGCUACGUUGAAGACUGCCGAUCUUAUCCGUGAUGCUGUGUUGCGAGCCGAUAUUUAUGAGGAGGAAGAUUUUUCACCCGGAAAUGGUUUUGAUGCUGGCGUUCUUGCACCAAUCUCUGUUCAAACUUUGGACGUGAUGCUCCAGGUGACACAGGAACGACUGGAGAUGCUGCUUGCGCAACAUAAGACUGCUUUGUCAAAGAAAUCGUCAAAGAAAAAGCUCAGCAAAAAGGCAAAUGGUGCAGGUUUGAGCAGUAUCGAAACUACCAGCGUGCUUGGCUAUGAAUUGCUGGAUCUUAACGUCCGAGUCGGCACCUUGAUUUGCGAAGCACUUAUUCGACGCAUUCGGCUGCGAAGAGAGCUGCUUGCUACUUACGCGGGUAUAGGCUUAGCAGAGCGAGCAUUGGAUUUAGAGCACGCUAGGGAAGGCUUUUGUCGUGCGUACGAGUUGGUUGAUGGCAUAUCUACCGAGCGGCUUGAGCUAGACCCGGAGUGUUUUAGCGGGAAAUCCAUUGGCUUUGACCCAAGUAUUAGCCGCUUGCUUCUGUCUGGAUCACCACCGCGUGAUGUAAAAGUGCCAUCGCUUGACGAGACGUUGAAGCGAAUGAAAAAGGUGCUGGAAGAAAUGAUGAUCGGCUGCUCUCCUCCGGAAUGGAAGUGCAUGGAAGACCUCCGCAUUUUCUUGAUUGAGUUUUCUAGGCAACAACCUACAAUUGUUGUGCGUUCUUAUGUAUUGCUCUUUCUGUACGCUGACAAUAAAAUAUACGCCAGAUACAACUUUAUGGAUUGGCUAUCGGCAACAAUGGUGAUGAAUGGGGUACCUUCUGUGCUGCUGUCGACGCAAGAGGGUGUGCUUUACUCAUCCCGGUGCAUUGAAACCGUGUACGAGUCGCUCAAGGUGUUUUUGCACAACCGGUCGCGACAGCGUGCCCGAAUCGAACAUUUAUUGGAUGAGUGGGGCAUACUUCAGGUGGAAGCUAGUGCUGUCGAUGAGAGGUUUACCGCUGAAAUGAGCAUCCCGAAAGCUGCAUACCCACGAUACUUUACGGCCUGGUCUCUUGAGGAAUCUGUGCAAUUGAUGAUCCAAUACGUGAUGCUGGGGUUAGAGCUGGAACUUUACGCACCUUCAGAGCUUGGAACAGUUUAUUGGUAUCUCGAUUACUUGGCAGGCUCACGUCUCCAAAAUUUGAAUGUCACGUGGACAUUUGUACAGAAGAUGAAUGAAAUUAUGCCUCAACGCCAUGGACCACAUGCGAUGGAGAAGGCCAAGGAGGAGACGGUGAUGCCUACACCACCAGCAGUAGCCGUCACUGUAAGUAAACCAUCAAAGAAAUCGAAAACAAAGCAGAAGAAACACCACAAUGGUGCUGCCAUGGCUAUCUCCAAAUCUCCGGAUUCCACAGACAGGUCUGUUGACCCCACGAAGGCACGAUUUCUCCGUGAGAUCAAGUACACUGAGCUAUUGCGUAGUCUGAUGCGUGCGUACUUUCAGCUAUUCAACGCUCUCGAACGUGAAGGGCUGGUAGAGGUGAAGUCUCCCAUGUACAGCACAUUUACGAUUCGAUUCCAGCAUCGCUUUGCAGCAUUCCAGAAACUCCAUUACCCUGCUGCGCUCACAUACGAGGACUUUACUCAGAAUAGCGACUUUUCUCCGUAUGACCUGGAGCUUAUUUACAAGUCGGCCGAAGAAUGCUUCAAGACAGCUCGUGCACAUGCAGAGAUGUUACUAAGCGACACAGACGGAGUCAACACUAUUGGUACGACAAAUGGUACGGGACUUGUCCGCGGUGUUGAACUGCAGUUGCUGCUUAAGGUAUCAAUCUCCAAUUGUGUUCGUCUUGCUCAACGCAGUCAGAAUGGAGGAGGUAGUAAGUUGAAGAAAUCCUUGCAAGAGACCAAGAUACAGAUGGCGUUUGAUUUUUCCAUCCAUCCCCAUUUUCCAGUCGUGGUGUUUCUUCCAUCGCGUUAG
Messenger RNA from Peronospora belbahrii, 2511 nucleotides. The record is from the annotation of a GenBank genome assembly. Lineage: Eukaryota; Oomycota; Peronosporomycetes; Peronosporales; Peronosporaceae.